AUGGAAGUUGAUGGUACUGAUAUUACUUGGGUUGUGCUCAAAACUGAAUUCCUAGAGAAGUAUUUCCCAGCUAAUGUGCAUAGUAAAAAAAAUAUUGAGUUCCUUGAACUGAAGCAAGGAAACAUGAUUGGUGCUAAGUGGUUAAAGUGCAUCAAGUUCGAAAGCGGUUUGCUUCCUGAAAUCAAGCAAUUUAUUGGUUAUCAAGAGAUUCUUCGAUUCGCUGUGCUGGUGAACAAAUGCAUGAUAUAUAAUGAAUAUAGCAGGGCUAUAUCUGCUCACUACAAGAGUGCUAGUAAGAAGAAUAGUGGAAAUCAGUUUUGUGGGAAACUGUAUCUGACUUCAGAUGAUAAAGGGAAAGAGAAGUUUCAACAGAAAUCUGCAGGCGGAAAAGAGAUAAGUUGUGCAGGUGCUCAUAAUCCUAUAAAGUGUUUCAAGUGGGGAGAGUUGGGUCACCGUGCUAAUGAAUGUAAGAGUGCAGGUUUGAAGUGCUUCAAAUAUGGGAAUACAGGUCACCAUAUUGAUGAAUGCAUGAGUAAUGUUCCGACUUGUGAUAACUGUGGCGAGCAGGAUCACAUCAAUAACUUGAUUCAAGGUACAUGUUUUAUUCAAGGUGUUAUGCUGAUUGAUAUGAUUGAUAUUGGUGAAAAUCAUUCAUUUAUUUCCAUUGAAUGUAUUAACAAGCUGAAACUUCAAGUGUCCUCUAUGAAUCAAACAUUAUCUGCAUCUGGUGAAAAUGAUCCAGAAUCAAUCAUUCUAAUGACUCCGGCUAAGGAUGUUGUAAUUGUUGACAAGGGUGAAGAAGUUGAUUUUGAAGCGCCUGACGCUACGCAAUUAUCAGGCACCAAACCAUCCAAGAAAUUAAAGAUAGAACCAUCUUCUUAA
Lathyrus oleraceus (garden pea) is the source of this 882-nucleotide messenger RNA. RefSeq lists its product as uncharacterized. The coding region runs from base 1 to 882 and encodes 293 amino acids. The record is from RefSeq and is a predicted model, not a curated record. Gene Ontology annotation, molecular function: zinc ion binding; nucleic acid binding. Lineage: Eukaryota; Viridiplantae; Streptophyta; Magnoliopsida; Fabales; Fabaceae. The transcript has 4 exons.